AUGAAUGGCUCGCAAUCUGCCAAUAAUCCGUCAUAUACCUUCCUUGACGGCAUCCAAUCCUAUGCAGGCUCUGAUACACUGCAAAAUGGCGGCGAAGACUACAGCCAGUACUUCGACCCUGCUCUGUUCGAGGCGUCCACCAUCGGGCCUGGCUUCUCUCAACAACCACAGCACAUACCACAGAGCUUCAAUGCGAAUGUUGCCAGACAGUCGCAUAGCCCUGGCCUGCCUCAAUACAACCCACCUCAGCCGAAUUACUCUCUCAAUCAAUACUCUCAACCCCUCUACGACUCCCGGCAGAUGCCUCAGCAGAACUAUGACUCGAGAUACUACCCGCGACCCUCUCCCUCGCCUGUCGGCUUUGAGGGUGGAUAUGCCUAUCAGCAGCAGAUGCCCUACAACCCUCAGAAUUACAACGCUCAGCAUGUGAACAUCCCACCGCGGCAGAGUCCCACUCCCAAUCCGACUUACCCACCCAGACAGCAACAGCCUUCGCCGUACGUUAACAUCGGACCGCGUCCGUCACAGCUGUCGCAGGUUCAGAGUAGUGAGAUGAUGCACUAUCCGAACUUUCAGGAGCAGAAUCUCCAACCCUCUAAUCCCUAUAUCGAUCCUUCGAUGUUGACCGCCAACCAGAUGGCUAACACCAAUAACAACAGUUCGAACUUCCAAACUCAUCAGCCAUUCAUCGCCCCUUCUUAUUUCAAACCUGGCUCAACUGUCGAUCCUCAAUCUCUCCAGAGUGCACAGUCUCCUCAGUCUAUGCAAUCAGCAACACCACAACAACUGCAGCCCGGGUCUGCCCUUCAACCAAAGCCUGAGAAGACGUCAAAGGCGAAGGCACCCAAAGAUCCUAAUGCGCCGAAGAAGUCAGCCAGUGUCGUCCGGAAGGACGGUGUUACAGACUCUAAAGUCGAAGGCCAGGUUACUAGAUAUGAAACAGAUUCGGACUCAGAUGAGGACUUAGUGAUCGAAGACCAGGAGCCCCCUGAGAUGACUCCAGCCUUGCUUACUGUCACCAAACCUACGGACGAACGUGGCAAAGCUUUAUAUGAUGCAGUGCAGGCGGUCUGGUCGCCACGCAACAAGCCUGCUCCUGCUGAAAAGAUCCGGAGUGCGAUUGCUUCGUUUGGCGAGACAGUGCGAAAUCUGCGCGAUGCAUGGAAGGCUAAGAACGAUAGUCUGAGAAAGGCCGAGAUUCCUGACUCUCCAACAGCUUCCUUUGCUACUCAGUUGAAAGAAGAAGUCUCCCGGUAUCGUCAGGUUAUGGAAAGUGUCAUGGCUCGAUCACAGCUGUUCGGCCAUCCAGCGAUCGUCAAAAGACUAGGUGAUAAUCCCAUUACAAUGUCAGCUCUGUACUCCUUCAUGCUGGACAGAUUCAAUGCCGGAGACUACGACAGCUCCAUGGUCAGCGCCAUUCUGAAGUUUGUCAUGGAAUUCAAGACUCUUGAUACUGAGAUGCUGGAGAUGACGAAGAUAUCAAAGAUCUUGCAGCGGUUGACCAAGAAGUCCACUACUGAUAUCAAGACCAUGUCUCAAACCAUCCUCGACAACGCUGUUGCUGCUUCGGCCCAGAAAGCUGCAAAGGCGACGGACAAUAAAUCAGCUAAGCCGGCGUCUCCUGCCGCCACAGGUAGUGCUGCCGAUGCGGCACGGAAAGAAGCGGUCACGGGCAUGAAGCGUGCUAGAGAAGCAGACUCGAGCUCUCAAGUGGUUCCAAAGAAGAUUGUGAAAGUGAUUCCGCAAUCAUCGAAGCCUCUAGCUUUGCAAAAUGCUGAACGGAGAAAAGCAUUGGACGCUGCACAGGCUUCCAAAGGAAGUGACAAGUCUGCGACUUCCGCCGCUGCUCCUACUUCUAUUGCGGCAGGGAAAUCAAAGAUUGCCGUGGCUGCUCCUCCAAAAUCCGCCGUCUUUUCGUCUCUGAUGUCAGCCUCCAAAAAGCCAGGGACUUCGAUUGCCGCGCGAGCAGCCGCCGCCGCCGCCGCCGCCAAAGAUAAGGCCCCUACGGACGCAUCGACCUCCACCAAUCUUGCUGCGCCCGUCAAGAAAGAAAAUGGAAGGAAAGAGUCGCCACCCCGCAAUGGCGGCGCCGUGACGGCGGCCAAGACGACCUCAUCCUUUCUGGGCCUUCUGGCGGAUAUGGAAAAGAAGCCCGAGAAGGAAAUCAAGAAGGAAACGGAGAAACCGACUGAAACGGAGGAAGAGAAGGCCCGACGUCUGCGAAAAGAAGCACGCCGAAAGCUGCGCGUCUCUUGGAAGGCCGAUGCAGAAUUAGUAGACACGCGGCUCUUCACCCAUGAUCCGGAGGAAGAACUUGGUCAUGGCGAUAGCCUCAUCCGGGAUGCUGGCGACACUGGACGGGAAGGAGAAGCACUAAAGAUGCACAAAGAUAUGGACGACUUUGAAGAAGAUGAAGACGAUGAUUCUUUCGAGGAGUUGGAGCCGUAUACCCCGCCGUCGGAAGUCGACUUCAGUGUCCUUAAGGAUGAAGGGGAUUUGCUCACCAUCAAUUCCAUCAAGAAUGGUGGGGCAAUGAAAGCCGAAAGUCCUAGCAGUGGAGCCCAGGAUAAGCAUGAACAGGACACAGUCAUGACGAUCUAUGCGUCUAAAGCCGAUCGGCCCACCACACCCAAGGAGCCAGACGAUUCGAUGGACGAAUUCGAGCCAGCCGAACCCGAGACUCCAUUUGGUGAGCCAACCGAGGUGACUCGACAGCGCGAGAAAGACUACCUUGCCCGACUGGCUCGCAACCAACCAAAUAUGACUUCUCUGCCUUCGAGAACAGAUCUGGCUGCUCAGAUCCAAGCCAUCUCCAUGGGCCAGACUUCUCAACAGCCCGGAGUGAUACCGGUCGAGCUUCAGCGCGCCCUCAAUAUGUUCGGUCAACCAAACCAAGCGACUCCUCCUCCGCAAGCUGCGCCCAGUGCGGCAGUCAAUCUGCAAGCUCUCCUCCAGACUGUCCAACAGGUCAGCCAGAAUCUUCAAAGUGCAACCCCGCAGCCUCAGUAUCAGAGUUCGGCUCAAACGCCCGCUCCGACUACAAACCUCAGCGUACUGUUGGCUUCGAUGCAACAGGGCGCACAGGUUCCGCCUGCUGGAAUUCCUCUCGGCUCAGGCGUUAAUCCCAAUCCUUAUCCCGGGUCCGGCGACGAAUCCUCGCGCAAACAUGCCCGCGCCGACUCGAAUGAUUACGACGCUGACGGUAGCCGAAAGGGAGGAAACAAGAAAAAGAAGGCUGGCUGGACCGGCGAUCAGGCUAGACCGUACAACUAUAAAACCCAACCGUGCACGUUCUGGGAGCAGGGCAAAUGCAUUAAAGGCGACAUGUGCACCUACCGACAUGGUGAUGAGAACAUCUGA
Capronia coronata CBS 617.96 is the source of this 3360-nucleotide messenger RNA. RefSeq lists its product as uncharacterized. The coding region runs from base 1 to 3360 and encodes 1119 amino acids. The record is from RefSeq and is a predicted model, not a curated record. Lineage: Eukaryota; Fungi; Ascomycota; Eurotiomycetes; Chaetothyriales; Herpotrichiellaceae. The transcript is spliced from 6 exons. Gene Ontology annotation, molecular function: metal ion binding.